AUGCCAUGCAGGAGCUCAGCAGACAAGAAGGUCUACAGAGUCUCAGCCCUGCACAAGUUGGGAAUGUUCCAGACCUACGCAGAGGUCGCCGGGGUCACGCCGUCCCACGGCAGCGUCCUGGGCGGAACCCUGCUGACCGUCCACGGGCGCUUCUUCGACCAGACGGACGGCCCGGCACGUGUGCUGGUGGGAGGACUGCCGUGUGAAAUCCAGAGCGUGCGCGACAGCGAGAUCACGUGCGUGACAGCCAAGCGGCAGAUGACAGACGACGAGCGCAACACAACAAUCUAUCCAGGUGGCCGAGGCCUCAAGAUGGAGCUGUGGAACAACACCAGGUCCGGAGACCUGAGCGACAUCCAGAGCUACAACGAGAGCAAAGAGGGAUACUGGUCGCAGUGGAUCGACUCCAUGCCGCACAACUUCCCCCAUGAGCUGCACGACUUGAGCACCAGAACCAGAGGCUUCUUCGUGCCGCCGGCCAGCGGCAACUACACCAUUUACCUCAACUGCGACGAUAAAUGCCAGCUGUACUUCAGCAACUCCAGUCGCCCGGAAGACAAGGUCCAAGUGGCUUACCAGCCGUACUACGUUGGCGACUACACAAAAUUGGAAUCGCAGAAGUCUGAAGUCAUGGCUCUCGAGAAAGGAAAAGUCUACUACAUUGAAAUCCUGCAUCAGGAAUAUAACGGUGCAGCCGGCAUCAACCUGGCCAUGUUCCGACCCGAGAGCUGGUUUACCGAGGAGCAGUCAGACGAUGCCGUCAACGAGGUCCAGGUUGUCACGGUGAACUACGAGGCCUUUGACGAAAAGCAGGUGGUGACCUUGGAGGCGUGGCCUGACAAGGUUAGUGGCGUUCAGGAGGUGCAGAAGGUGAGUGUGAGUAGCGCCUGUGUGGGCCUCCAGUGUGGAAGCACCUACUUCAGCCUGCACUAUGAAGACGUCAGCACUGGCCCGAUUGCUGUCAGCGCCGCGGAAAACGUGGUGGAGAGAGCCUUGAACAAUCUGUGGUCCAUCAAACCCGACUCGGUUCGGGUUAGCAGGGACGAGGACAGCGACGGAGUUCAUUUCACGGUCACGUUCGAUUCCGACCGGGGUGAUUUCAGGCCUCUCCGCUACGAAAGCCUGGGUUUGGACACCAACAUCACCGUCACAGAGGUGACCAAGGGCAGGAGCAACAUGGCCACGUUCACCUUGGUCUGGGGGGGCAUACCCACUAAGCCCAUUCCCAGCAGUGCCAAUGACUCAGAGGUCCAGUGGGCUCUGGAGGACAUGAUGAAGGCCGAGUGUCCGGUUGAGAUCGUCACCGAGGAAGGACGGGACGUGAAGUUCUUCAAGGACUAUGAAGAUGACCACGACACGUUCGGCGGCGCCAAAGGGACACGGGUUAAAAACGGUGCCUUCUGCGGAUCGUGGUCGCUGGAGAAUGCCGAGGUUCUUUUCAAGGAAAGUUACAGGACGCGGUCCGGUGCGGCCUACGGGGGCAUUUCCCUGAAGCAGCAUCCGACGCUCUGCUUUGCACAUAAGGGAAUGUUCAAAGAUGAAAUUGGCAUAAAAUUUACUUACACUGAUGAAGAAGACCAAAUCAAGACCAAGACGGCAAAGAUCAACACCGUCUUUACCAAAGGCUACAAGUGGAGUUACAAGUGUGUGGACUUGCAGACGUCUCUGCAGACGGACUACGUUGGAAGCGCCUACACCGUCCUGGAGGUUUAUCUCUACAAAGACGAGUCCGGGGAAGACUUCUACGUGGAUGCCGUCCACAUCGGCAAGAGGUCCACCACAGAGGAGGAAUACGCUGUUCCUGGCAAGAGGAGGCCGCCGCCGUUUGAGAGCACAGGUCUUGCUUUCAAGGAGAUCUCUGUCGUGAAAGAGACCAACUCCAACGGGUCGCAGGCCAGCUUUGAGAUCACAGCCACACCACUGGACUGCGGCUUUGGGUUCCCCCUCAUAGACGUUGGCUUCCUGCAGAGGACCAACAGCAGCGAGGACUCGGCUGCGUUUCAGGAAGGUGCCGCCAUCGUCACAGUUACUCGCCCUCACAGAGCCACCCCGCCUCUGAACGGCACCUUCGGCGUGGAGAUGAAUGGGCAGCGUGUUGAAGGUCUGUCGGUGGACAUCAGUCAGGAGGACCUGAAGUACGCCCUGGAGGGAAUCCCCGGGAUGGGCCUGGUGGAUGUGAAGUACACUGGAACGUGCAGACAGCCCAAGUGGAUGGUGGAGUGGCUGACGCGGCCGGGAGACCAGCCUAUGCUGCAGCUCAACGGUUCUUUGGUGGUUGGCAAGGACGUGGAUGUCUGGGCCAGUGAGAGGAAGAAGGGAGGGCAGAUGAUGCGGAGCAUGACCGGAGACUUCUUCCGUGUCUGGGAAACCAAACCACAGGUGGAGGUUUACAUCAACGGCAUUCCCUCCAAGUGUUCCGGAGACUGCGGUUUUCAAUGGUCCGAGGACAAGACCCCCGUGGUGAGCGGGAUCAGCCCCUCUAAAGGAUCCGUCGGACUUGGGACUCGUUUGACUGUCACUGGUUCCGGCUUCGGCGUCCAAAACGCCUCCAUUACGGCGGGAGGAGCCGAAUGUGUCGUGGAAGAGGUCUCGGCUGACAGUCAAGUGUGCAGAUUGGGCAGCGCCGGUGCCGGCACCGUCCCGGUGUGGAUCAACUUCCCCUCACUGGGUCGUCCGCGCGUUGCGGCCGGUGGCGUUCUCAACUUCACCUACCAGCUCAUCGUCUCCUCCUUCUCCCCGGUGUCCGGCAGCGUCGCAGGGGGAACGCUUUUGACGGUGACGGGCUUCGGCUUCAGCGGGAACGCCAGCGUCGCCGUGGGGGACGCGGCGUGCAGUGUGGUCCAAGCGAGUCAUACGGAGCUAAAAUGCAGAACACCAGCAGGGACUGCCGGCUCGCAUGCGGUCACAGUCCACCUGGGCAACAUGAGCGAGGCGGCGAGCGCGGCCUUCACCUACGACCUCGCCCUGACACCGCAGAUCUCCGGGCUGAGUCCCCUGAAGACCUCCGUCUUUGGACGGCGCCUUCUCACCAUCCUGGGCUCGAACCUGGGCGACCAAGCCAAUGGCAGCGCCGUGUACGUGGGCAUGAGGGAGUGCGCCUCCGAGGAGUGGGCGUCAACAAGCGUCACCUGCGUCCUGCCCGUGUUGCCCCCGGGCCUGCACAGAGUGGACGUCCUCGUCGGGGACAAUGGCUACCCCCAGACCAGCAACGGUGUGAACGCCACCAUCGAAUACAUCCUGGAAAUCAACGCCAUCUCCCCCACGACUGGUUCUCUGAUGGGAGGAACCGAGCUGACCAUCUCUGGAUCUGGUUUCAGCCCAAACAUCUCAGACAACACAGUGUCUGUUGGAGGAUCCGAAUGCGAGGUGAAGGCGGCCUCUGAGAACGAGCUGCAGUGCGUGUUGAAGUCAGAGGAGCGGACUCACAUUGUUACCAACCAGGGAGUCCACCACAUCCACGGUCUAGGAUACGCCUGGGACCCAGCGUCUAUCGCGGUGGCUGUGGGGGACACCGUGACGUGGACGUGGGAGCCGCCGGCCUUCAAGAACAGCUUCCGUUACGCUGUCUUCCACGUUUCCAGCCCUGGUGGCGCCACCGCCGAGGAACCACUCUUCUCCAGCGGCGAGCCCCAGCCUGGGAAAGGCUUUUUCAGCUACCGUUUUACCAUCCCGGGUGUCUAUUACUACAGUAGCGGUUACAUCGACCAGAACAAGAAGUUACAAGGUGUUGUGAGGGUCCAACCUCGAGGCCAAAGCGACAACGAGGUCACCAUCAGAGUGGCGGGCAUAGAGGCCAGACGUAUGACUGGAGUGUCCCGUCGCGUCUCCAGGUCUAACCACGAAUGCGUCGCCACGCCAGAGUGCCUUGAGUCCGAAGUGUCGCCAGGCAGCCUUUCCUUCAGCACCUCCGCCUGCUUCACCCCCACGGUCCACUCCAUCUGGCCCAACCAGGGUUCCUACCACCAGCACAUCCACAUCCAAGGAGACGGCUUUAGCAACGUCAGCUGCGCCAUCGAGGUGACGGUCUGGGAUGAGCCCUGCCAGGUGGUCAACAGUUCCCGGCGGGAAAUCUACUGCCAGCUUAGCGCCAACAACAGUCUUCCCGUUGGUGUCGCUCUACCUGUAGACGUUCGAGUUAACAACUUAGGCAGCGCCAUCGUCGCCGUGGCACAGGAGCUGGACCGCCGCUUUGUUGUUUUGCCCGUCAUCGACUCCGUGUCGCCCUCUGAAGGCAGCUCCACCGGCCACACCAGGCUGUCGAUCCACGGUUCUGGGUUUUCCGAGGGUGAAGUAACUGUAGCCGGCCAAGUCUGUGAUGUGGUUUCAGUCAGUUACACCCACGUGGUGUGUGACACGGCCCCCUCCCUGCCACACCAUGGCGACGUCGUCUUCCAGGCGGGGAGGAUCCAGAGUUCCUGUCGGUCCGACUGCUCCUUCCUGUACUCGUCUUCCAUCGCUCCAAAUGUCACCGCCGUUUCUCCCGACAGCAUCAGUGGUUUAACCAACGUCACCAUCUCAGGCGCAGGGUUUGGUACCGACCCAGAGGAUGUGGCGGUUUUCGCUGGCGACAUCGAGUUGGAAGUCUCCGACGUGGCUGAGGACGCCAUCACGGUGAAGGUCCAUGCUCUCCCUGCGGGCGACCAUGACGUUCACGUGAUUGUGCGGAGUAAAGGCUUGGCGUCCGGGGACGUCACCCUGACCAGUCAGGCCCAGGCUGUCCUGAGCCCCUCGGAGGGGAGCCUGGCAGGGGGUACCCCUCUCCUCCUCACCGGGAAUGGCUUCCUUCCCGGGAACACCAGCGUGACGGUCGAUGGUGAACAGUGCGAGAUCGAGGAGGUGGCGCCCGGUCAACUGAGGUGCUGGACGCCUCCUCACAGCGAGGGCCUGGUAUCCGUUAGCAUCCACGUUCUCUCAGUGGAGUACCCUCCCCUCAACUUCACCUACUCUACAGGCCACACCCCCAUUGUCAGCGCCAUCAGUCCCUCCACUGGACCGAGCGCUUCAGCGAUCACGCUGAACGGUUCCGGGUUCGGCACCGACACCCAGCAGGUGACCGUCAUGGUGAACGGAGUGAGCUGCAGAGUGCUGUCGGUCGCGGACAACCGGGUGGAGUGCACUGCGGGGGACAACCCCGGCGGGGAGUACCCGGUUAUGCUUCGCCACCACAUCAAAGGUUACGCUCAAUCCAGCGUCAGGUUUACUUACGAGCUGGUGCUCAGCGGCGUGCAACCCAACGAGGGUAGUUUUGGCGGUGGCGCUGAGCUGACCAUCCAGGGUUCUGGGUUUGACCCGCUCAACUCGGCCGUGCUGAUCUGCGAGGAGGAGUGCCAAGUCGACAGGGAAGCGUCAACGCCGACACAACUCUACUGCGUGUCCCCGUCCAACAACGGCUCCGACUCCGAGGUGAGGUGCCCGGUGGCUGUGGCCAACCCACUGGAUGCUGUCAACGUGUCGGAGGGCUUCACGUACAAGUCCCAACUCACGCCUGUGAUCAGCGAGGUGUACCCACGGCGAGGAGGCACCGCCGGCGGUACUUGGCUCACCAUCGUUGGCUCCGGUUUCAGUACGGACCCCAGCGAGGUCAACGUGACCAUCGCAGGCUCCGUGUGCGACGUCCAGUCCGCCAACGACACGCACGUGGUGUGCGUCACCGGCACCCAGCCGCAGUCUCAGGAGACUAAAGUCCGAGUCAGCGUCAGAGACCAAGGCGUGGCCAAGAUGGACCACGCAGAUUUCUUCUACAUCGACGUGUGGUCGUCCAAGUACACGUGGGGCGGGCUGUCUCCACCCGAGAGGGGCUCGUUAGUGGUCAUCAGCGAGGGACAGACCAUCCUGCUGGACAGCAGCACCCCCGUGCUGAAGAUGCUUCUCAUUAAAGGAGGCUCUCUGGUCUUUGACGAGGCCGACAUUGAGCUGCAGGCAGAAAACAUCCUCAUCACCCACGGCGGACGGCUGCAGGUCGGCCAGGAGGAGGCGCCGUUCCAACACAAAGCCAUCAUCACGCUCCACGGAAACCUGCGCUCGCCCGAACUUCCUGUGUAUGGAACCAAGACGCUGGCCGUCAGAGAGGGCACACUGGACCUGCAUGGUAAACCAGUUCCAGUCGUCUGGACCCACCUUGCCGAGACGGCGGAAAGCAACUCCUCCACGCUGACCCUGAUGAAGGCGGUGACGUGGGCAGUGGGAGAUGAAAUCGUCAUUGCUUCCACCGGCCACAGGCAUAGCCAGAGAGAAAACGAAGUGCGGACCAUUGCAAGCCUGUCAGCAGAUGGUGUGACCCUGACCCUCACCCAAGCUUUGGAGUACUCUCACCUCUCGGUGGCCGUUACCCUGCCGGACGGUACGCUCUUCGAGGCCCGGGCGGAGGUGGGUCUCCUGAGCAGAAACGUCGUGGUGCGAGGCUCCCAACACGAAGAGUGGCAGGACAAGAUCGAGGCCUGCCCGGAUGGUUUCAACACAGGAGAAUUCACCACACAGACGUGCUUCCAAGGACGGUUUGGCGAGGAAGUCGGCAGCGAUCAGUUUGGCGCUUGCAUCAUGCUCCACGCCCCCCGCCCCAGUGAGAACCUUGCCGUGGGGAGGCUAUCGUAUCUCGAGCUUUUCCAUGCCGGACAGGCCUUCAGGCUGGGUCGGUACCCCAUCCACUGGCACCUGAUGGGAAACCUGGAAUACAAGUCGUACGUGCGCGGCUGCUCCAUCCAUCAGACGUACAACCGAGCCGUGACCAUCCACAACACUCACCGGCUGCUGGUGGAACACAACAUCAUCUACGACAUCAUGGGGGGCGCCUUCUUCAUCGAGGACGGCAUCGAGACGGAGAACAUCCUGCAGUACAACCUGGCCGUGUUCGUUAAGCAGAGCACCAGUCUGCUCAAUGACGACGUCACCCCCGCAGCCUACUGGGUCACCAAUCCUAACAACAUCAUUCGGCACAACGCCGCAGCCGGGGGCACCCACUUUGGCUUCUGGUACCGCAUGCACGAGCACCCCGACGGACCGUCCUACGACCGAAACAUCUGCCAGAAGAAGGUUCCUCUCGGGGAGUUUUUCAACAACACGGUGCACUCUCAAGGCUGGUUCGGUCUCUGGAUCUUCCAAGACUUCUUCCCGAUGAAGGAAGGCGGCUGCCGCUCCAAGACGCCCGAGCCGGCUGUCUUCCGGUCUCUCGUCACCUGGAACUGCGAGAAAGGAGCCGAGUGGGUCAACGUGGGCGCUGUGCACUUUACAGACUUCGUCAUGGUCAACAACGAGAAAGCCGGAAUCGAAGGCAAACGCAUCAUACCGUCCAUGGUUGCCGCCUUUGGACCGGACGGCGGUGCCGGGGUGUUCAACACUACAAUCGUGGGCCACAUGGACGCCCUCGGUCUGGGAGAGAACUACUGCACGCACCGAGGCAUCAUCGCACCACUGGAUGACGGAAUGAGCGUCGCGGGCACCAAAUUCAUCGACUUUGACCGCGGCGCCUGCGCAGCAAUCGGGGUGGCUUCAAUCGACGGGAAGUGUGUGGAUCGCUGCGGUGGCUGGGCUGUCCGGUUUGAAGGGAUCGAGUACUUCAACUCACCCAACAAGGCCGGCCUCAGGUGGGAGCACGAGGUCCAACUAGUGGACAUGGACGGCUCCCUCACAGGAAACAUCGACUACAAAGUGGUGCCUCUGACCGGACUGCUCGACCCGGCGCACUGCUCCGAGAGCGCCGAGUGGAGUGUGGCCUUCCCCGCCGCUUUGUGCGACCACACCGUGAAGUUCCAUCGAUUGGCUCUCAACAAUCCCUCGCCGUCUUCUCUGGACGCCAAGGAUAUCAUCUUAAGCAACUCGCAUGGUUCCAGCGCGGUUCCCUAUUUGAAGAAGAGAAUGACACACCCGCUGGGCUGGAUGGCCAUGCUGCCUUCAGGGGACACGUACAACUGGUACUUUGACAACGCCGACCACUUGACCAACAUCAGCUACGGGGCCAAGUUCUAUGGUUUUGAGCCGGAUCAGUACGUGAUCAUCCACCACAACCUCACGCAGAGUCCAGACAAGUUCCGCGUCGUCGACGAGAGGAACGGCUCGUCGUCGCCGCUGAGCUUCAGCGCCAACAGCAAUGGCGACUGGUACUUUGACAACAGCACCAACGACCUUUUUUACAUGGUUUCUGGGACGACCAGCGAGCGUCGGCGUCGCAACAGCGUGGACCCCUCCAUGCUGGACGUAGACGUCAACUUCAAGGUCUACCGCUGCUUCUACCCCAACUGCAUCCCGCCCACGCCGCCUCCUCCGGCCACGCUAGCCCCGCUGCCCAGCCGCCGGCCCGACGACUUCAUCUUGUGGUCCAACGCUUCCUUCUGGACCGCUUCUGCUGAAAACAACUUCAGUGCGCCAGCAGAUGGCGCUGACGUGGUCAUCCCAGCAGGAAAGUGGGUGGUCUUGGACAGUGACACCCCUGCCCUCAAUAAGCUGACAGUCAAUGGCGUUCUGGAGAUCCCGGAACCCUCAAACAGCUCGUCCAGCCGACCGGCUCGGGCAGCACCUCAGAACCACACCGUGGUCAUAGACGCGGUCUACAUCUCCAUCCAGGGCGGCAGGCUGACGGUCGGGUGGGAGGACGAGCCCUUCACUGGGGAGCUUCACAUCAGACUGAGGGGGAACCACCGCACCCCCGACUGGCUUCUGCCCAACGGACCCAACCAGGGGUCCAAAGUCCUGGGUGUGUUUGGCACCCUGGAGCUCUACGGACAGCCGCACGACGUGUACCACACCAAACUGGCCGCAACAGCCGAGGCGGGGACCAGCAUGUUGACCCUGGCGGAGGCCGUCGACUGGAAGGUGGGAGACGAGGUGGUCAUCUCCACCACCGGCUACAGCGCCUGGGAGACGGAGAAGAGGGAGGUCGCCGAGGUGUCGGUCGACGGACGCGUGCUGACCCUGAGCCAACCCCUGACCCACACCCACGUCGGUGAGACUCACUCCGUCCCGGGAACGUCGCUCUCCUACACGCUGGCGGCGGACGUGGGCCUCCUGAGCAGGAACAUCAAGAUCCUGGGUCAGGACUACGCUGACAUGAUGGAGGAGUCAUUUGGUGCCAGACUCCUGGUUGGAACCUUCUCCGCCGAUGGGAUACACUAUAAAGGGAAGGCGCAACUCAGGAAUGUGGAGUUCUACAGGUCGGGUCAGGAAGGGUGGAGCGAUGACUUUGACCCGCGAUACUCGGUGGCCUUCCUCAACCUGGGCCAGGGCAACGAGUCGUACCUUCAAGGCUGCGCCUUCCACUGCGGCUUUUCUCCGGCCAUCGGCGUGUUCGGGACAGAGGGCGUGGCCAUCGACGACAACGUCAUCCACCACACGGUGGGCGAGGGCAUCAGGGUCGGGGGUCGGGCGAACAUCUUGAGGAGGAACCUGGUCACCAUGACCUUGUGGCCGGGGUCCUACCAGGACCGAGAGGAGCCCUUCAACUACGACUGGACGGCGGCCAUCGAGGUGAGCGAGGGAGAAGACGUGGUCUUGCAGCACAACAUCGUGGCAGGUUACGAGCGCGUGGCCUACCGCAUUGACGGCGAGCCGUGUCCAGGUUCCUGGCAGGAGACGGAGCAGUGGGCUCACAACGAGGCUCACGGCGGCCUCUUUGGCGUCUACAUGAACAAAGACGGCCUGCCCGGGUGCUCCCUCAUCAGGAGCUUCUUCAUCUGGAGGAACUGGGACUACGGCGUCUACUUCCAGAGCUUCAUGAACGUCAUGGUGGCCAACGUCACCCUGGUGGACAACGGCAUGGGCAUCAUGCCGCUCAUCUAUGCCCCGCCCUCUCUCAGCCACGCCUACGCUGACAAGUGGGUCCACGUGGAGAAUGCCUUGCUCGUCGGCAGCAGCCCCAACUUCAACUGUUCUGACACGCUGGAGGCCAGCGACUUCAACCUGGUCAUCACUCAAGACCACCGAGCCCCCCGGCCCGUCAAUGGAGGCAGAUCUGGAAUCUGCUGGCCGACGUUUGGAUCCGAGCACAACACGGCCCCCAAGAAGCCCCACCACACCAACAACAACUACAACGCCAUCAAGGGCCUGAUGAAAGUCGCCGAUUCCACAUUCGUCGGGUUCCGGAACGUCUGCUCGGGCGAGAGCAACGUGAUGUUCCUCACCAACCCCUUGAACGAGGACUUGCAGCACCCGGUGCACGUUUGGGGCCUGAGGAUGGUGGACAGCGCCCAGGAGGCCCAGGUGUUCAUCCACAGGGCCAACGUGGGCAAAGUCAACCCGGCCGACUGCGUGGACAUGGAGUGCGACGCCAAGAAGAAGAGCUUGCUGAAGGACUUGGACGGCUCCUUCUUGGGCUCCGUGGGAACCGUGCUGCCGCAGUCCGAGUACGAGUGGGGAGGGGAUCCCAGCAGGGGGCUGGGCGACUACCGCAUCCCCAAAGUCAUGCUGACCUUCCCCAACGGGAGCCGCAUCCCGGUGGAGCAGAUCGCCCCACACAAAGGUGUGAUCCGGGAGAACUGCACCUACGUGAGUGCCUGGCAGUCCUACAAAUGUUUCGGACUGAACUACAGGAUGCUGGCCAUCGAGAGUCUGGAUGCCGACACCGAGACCAGACGUCUGUCCCCAGUGGCGGUGCUGGGCGACGGCUAUGUGGACCUCAUCAACGGCCCGCAGGACCACGGCUGGUGUUCGGGGUACACCUGCCAGCUGAGGGUGUCCCUCUUCCACAGCAUCGUGGCCACCGACCACGCCUUUGACGUCUUCUUCAGCAGCGUCAGUCCUCAGAAGCUCCGCCUCUUGAUGCUCAGCGCCGAGCCGUCCGAGAGCGUCCUGGUGUCUGUCUUCUACUCCAAGCCGCAGAGGUUGGACGUGUACGUGGACGACCAGCUGGUGGCGCCCACCAACGCCAAGUGGAACUCGGACAACAGCGACUACACCCUCAGCAAGCCCACCUAUGAAGGUCAAUACGUCCCGGCGCUGAACGCCACCAUGGGCGCCAACUUCUUCCACCCGACCUCCAAGAUGUUGAAGGUUCUGGUGAGAGGAUCCGAUCCGGUGGAGAUCCGAACCUCCCCGGUCCUCUUCAUCGCCUUCGAGCUGCCCGCCAUGACCGAGGACGAGUUCUUCGGCGACAACCUGGUCCAGAAUCUGGCCGUGUUCCUCCGAGUCCCCUCGCACAUGAUCCGGGUCACCAACAUCAUCCGGGAGGACUCGCGGCGCAGGAGGAGAAGCACGGGUUUGAAGGUGGAGGUGGAGAUCAGGAAGCCUCCGGUCCGGCAGGUCACCAACAGCACCGAGGACGAGGAGGACUUCCAGUUGUUGCGGAACAUCGCGGAUGAUCUGGGUCAGGCGGUGGUCUCGGGCAACCUCAGUCAGUCCAUUGGCUUCAACGUGUCCUCGGUGGGUGUGGUGGCGCCCCCGCCUCCUUCCUCUGACCCCCAUUGGAAGGACGUGGCGACAGAGGAGGUGACCAGGGAGGAGCCCGAGGUGAGCUUCGUGUCCAGCGUGGAGAACCUGCUGCUGGUGGUGGAGCCUGUAGCGGGCGGGUACGUGGGUCCUCUGCACCAGCAGCCCAGUCUCAUGGCGCUGGAUGAGCAGGGCGACUGCGUCUCGGUGGGCGUGACCACCCUCACGGUCACGGCCAGCCUGAAGGACUCGGACGGCGAGGGCGUGGACGGCCUGGAGGGAAACGCCACCAUCUUGUUCAGCGGCUGCUGGGCCAACUUCACCGACCUCUCCGUCCUCAGCGGCGGCGAGAACCUGACCAUGGUCUUCACGCUGAACGACUGGAGCGCCCGGUCGCUGCCUUUCACCGUCAGGGAGACGACGUCCCCGCCGACGCCAUCGACCACGACGUCGACCACGCCGGACGGCAGCAUCUUCAGCACGGGCGCCACGGCGACGCCCGGCAGCCUGUGCCUGGUCAGCGUCAUCUACGCCGUGGCAUGCUGCUCCCAAGACGUCCCCGUCUGCUAGAUGAAGAACUAAACAAUUAUUAUUCUUUUCUAAAAUGUGAUUUUCUCUCUUUUUCUUGCCUUUAAUCUUUAAAAUAAAUGAUUUGAUGAUUUGAAUCCAUUCUCAGUGUGCAGUUUGCUUUGGCCACCGUUGGAUGGCGCCCCCGUGUGGACGAAUAGGAAA
Molecule: messenger RNA, 12084 nt
Organism: Entelurus aequoreus (snake pipefish)
Lineage: Eukaryota; Metazoa; Chordata; Actinopteri; Syngnathiformes; Syngnathidae
Product: fibrocystin-L-like
Exons: 66
Coding region: 1-11922 (3973 amino acids)
Source: RefSeq, a predicted model, not a curated record